Molecule: messenger RNA, 531 nt
Organism: Xylona heveae TC161
Lineage: Eukaryota; Fungi; Ascomycota; Xylonomycetes; Xylonales; Xylonaceae
Product: cytochrome b5
Exons: 3
Coding region: 1-531 (176 amino acids)
Cellular component (GO): endomembrane system; membrane
Source: RefSeq, a predicted model, not a curated record
AUGGCUGAAGGUGCUCAAGACUAUUCGGCCGAUGUGCCGCCUGUAGCGGCUGAAGCUGCUCCAAUCAUGGCCCCCAUUAAUAUGGUACUUCUCGCCGUAUUCGUCUUUCUGGUCUACUUGAGGUUGCGGCCGACUCCUCCCCCAACGCUCCCCAAAGGACCGCCUCCAACCGUUUUCCGAACAUUCACUCCCCGUACACUACUUCCGUUUAACGGCGAGAACGAACAACCUGUAUAUCUAGCUGUCCGCGGCCGCGUCUUUGAUGUGACACCGGGCAAGAAUUUCUACGGUCCGAGCGGGCCUUACGCAAAUUUUGCCGGUCGAGACGCCAGUCGUGGUCUGGCCUGUGGAAGUUUCGAAGAGGAUAUGUUGACCAAGAACCUUGACGGACCACUGGACCCUCUAAAUGACCUGAAUGACGAGCAGAAAGAAGCUCUCGAGGGCUGGGAGGGCAUGUUUGAAGGCAAAUAUCUGGUGGUUGGAAAGCUGGUUGCAGCCGGAAGCCAGGAAGCAAAGGCCGCUGAGGCAUAA